Brassica napus (rape) is the source of this 1358-nucleotide messenger RNA. RefSeq names its product nuclear transcription factor Y subunit A-5-like. The record is from RefSeq and is a predicted model, not a curated record. Gene Ontology annotation, biological process: regulation of transcription by RNA polymerase II. Gene Ontology annotation, molecular function: RNA polymerase II cis-regulatory region sequence-specific DNA binding; DNA-binding transcription factor activity, RNA polymerase II-specific. The coding region runs from base 520 to 1224 and encodes 234 amino acids. The transcript is spliced from 5 exons. Lineage: Eukaryota; Viridiplantae; Streptophyta; Magnoliopsida; Brassicales; Brassicaceae. Gene Ontology annotation, cellular component: CCAAT-binding factor complex.
AUGUAUGAUGUGUUUAAAUUUAAAAUACACUAAAAUUUAAAUUAUAGACAAAAUAAAUAAAUAAAAAGAGAAGCAAAUUUAAUUUUUCUGAACAUUAGAUAAGCAAAGUUUACCACAGAUGAAGUUGUUAAUUUUACAAAAAUUCUGAAUUGGAAACAACAAAUUAAAUAUAUAUCUAAGCUUUUGUCUAUAAAAUGAUAUUUGUGGGGGAGAUUAAAAAGGAAAAAAGAAUAGACACAUAAAAAGGUGAAAAGAGUCAGGUUUAGUCUUUUAACUUUUAAUCCAUAGCCAAUAAAACACAUAUGUGCAGACUGCAGAGACAGAGGAAGAUAGAUAGAGAAGAAACAGCCAUGUUUUGAGGAAGGAGACAUGCAUCAUCAUCAUCAUCUGAAACUUGUUACUUAACUUCUCUAUCUCUCCAUCUUUUACCAAAUCCAAACACCAAAGGUCUCUCUCUCUCUUUGCUAUAUCCAUGCCCAUUUUUGUCUCUGUUUGAUUGGAUCACUUAUCAAGAAGACAAUGCAAGUGUUCCAAAGGAAAGAUUCAAUGCCAACAAACCCAAACAUUCAAGGAUCUCAAUCUUUCAGCUUGACAAAGGACAUGAUGAUGAUGUCUACACAAUCAGGUUUGCAGCUGCAAGAUCAAGAUUCUUCCUCAACGCAAUCUACUGGAGAAUCAGGCGGUGGCUGUGAAGUUGCUAGCUUUGUAGAAUGUUACAUGGAGAACCAGGGAAAGGGUAUUGAAAGUUAUACAACCACCUCGUCGAUGGUCUCACAAGAUUCUGUGUUUCCUCCUGCUUCUGGUCUAGCAUCUUGGCCUCCUCAAUGUCCUGAAACACCACAUUUCAGUAGUUUCUUGGCUCCUGAAUAUGCAUCUCAACCAAAGGCGCUGUCGCGUUUAGAAAUGAUGGGUUUGGUUUCUUCAAGGGUGCCAUUGCCUCAUAACAUUCAAGAGAACGAACCAAUAUUCGUCAAUGCUAAACAGUACCACGCCAUUCUACGUCGUAGGAAGCAUCGUGCUAAGCUUGAAGCUCGGAAUAAACUCAUCAAGAGCCGUAAACCUUACCUUCAUGAGUCUCGCCAUCUUCAUGCUUUGAAGAGAGCUAGAGGCUCCGGUGGGCGUUUCCUCAAUACAAAGAAGCUUCAAGAUUCAUCAAACACACCGUUCAGAUUCUCAGGGUACCCAUCAACACACCAUGUAUCAGCUCUCAUGUCAGGGACUUGAGACAUCUGAGAAGAAGGGAAGUCAUCCUUGGCUAUAAAAUUGUUAUUGCAAAACUCUGUUUACAUCAUCUGCAAUCUCACUCUAAAUUGAAGAACUUUGUCAAACUAUUUUGUUAUUUUCAACAUUUUCUGAUU